CAGACCGAUUGGUUUUGGCUCGAUAAAUUUUAAUACGAAUUCAUCGACUCCGUGAAAUUAGUGUCUAAUAUUCAGUGAUUUACGGCUUUCGCAAUGAGUCCUUCGGGGAAGACCAUUUCAGCCGCUGAUUGACGAGUUUCUCUGGGACAAUUGGAUGUUCCGGCUGGUUGACGAGCUGAUGACUCUGGAGAAAGGUUGCAUCACUAUAAAGGAAAAAAACUGAAGAAUAGUCAUCGAGCCGUCAGAUGCGUUCGUCAAAGCAAUGGAUUUCGCUGCAACUUGGUACUGUCUCCUCCCUGCACACCUGUGCAAUCGCGUUAUGCCCAAUCAAAGAAGAGGUGUAGUGAGUAGGCAGAUAUCCUGCAUGCUACAUCGUAGAUACCACAUUACUUCACACUGCUCGCUGUUCACGCGUUGCUAUUCCUCUAUUGGCUCUACCUUGUUACGUUACACUGCGUUACGGUGUACCUCUGGAGUCAGUAGACAUCGCGCCAUCAGUCGAACAACACCAUCUCAAGACGUCAUUCAACGAUUUUUAAGAAAUCGUCAGUCCCGCGAUUAGUCGGGGUCGAAUGAGCAUCUGUGAAUAGUGGAUACUCAAAUGGAAUUUUACAUCGGUACACACUAAGGAGGUGUCGAUUUUAUCUGUUUGUUUGCUUGACUUCCUGCGAUCUCUGAAUUCUCCAUUGGCUUUCGACGAUGGUUUAUCGCGGCUACUUGCAGACUGAUGAUCCCCGAGAUGCGCCAAAAUUAGUGCGGAUUUCACCGCUCCGUGCGAGCGGUCGAGGGGAGGUCCCUUCAAAGGGUUGGCGAUCACCUCCGACUCAUCAAGCCCCGAAUAAACUGUCGCUGGCUCCACCAAAGCUCCGCAACAUCAGUGAGAUUCGUUCGAGUGUCGUCACAAGACCGCUUGGCGCAAGCCUGGCCGGUAAAAAAAUCGAUCAACCGCAGAAAAUCGAGAAGAAAGUGAUAUCGAGCUACAGGCCCCCGAUGAACUCGAUGCUGGCAAAUCUCCGGGAUCUCGAGCGCCUCCGGAGCAAACCCUCCGAAAAGUCGCACUACGAGAGUAUUAAAUAUCACGAUGAGAGGGCAACGAGUGCAUUAUCACCGCGACUUUUACAAACAAGUGGUUACGAAACUAAGAAAUUGAGACCUUUGGAGCCCGUGGGACUGCAAACGCCUCCUAGAAGACACAGGCUGAGUCAACUCGGUCGUAUUACACCUCCGAGGGCGUUUGAUGAUGACAAAAGAGGUGGGGAUCUUCUUUCUCCUAAACCCGAUAUUCUUGAAGGCCUUCUUCAGGAGUCUGACCGACAAUUGAAACAAUUGCGAGAUGAUUUUGACGGGGGAUUGGCCAAGUAUUGUGACAGCGAGUCGGAAACCGAGUCCACGGAUAAUCGGAAAGAUCUCAAUCUCUGGAAUAAAAGCAUCAGCCAGCGAUGGAGGAAAUUACGGAGGCGGUACUCGGUACAGGAGAUUUCCGAGCCUCAGGAAGAUCCUCUGAUACAGGAGGGCCGUCAGCGUACCGUUAUUCAUGGUGUACGAUCUACUCCAACGAGUAGAGAAGCAUCACCAGCACCCAAGUCCCGUGACAGAAGUUCAACAAAAAAGUUGCUUCAAACGUCGUCCUUAAGAUUACCAGGUACUAGCCGAGGUAUCGCCGACAUUCAGAACGUCCUCCGAAACAAAUUCAGCAAGUUGAACGCAGGAAUCCGAAAGCGAAAAGCCUUAAGCGUGACAGAAGUAUUCCCCCCGAAGGAUGGGGUGUCGAAUUUUUACGUGCCGAGCCCCCUGUCACCGGCUGCACCUGAGAGGGUAGACCCCCCCGCAGAGAGCCCCCUUUCACUCUCCCUGACGACACCCCCCACAUACACUACCGAGGAGAUCUACGAGAACACAAACUUCCGAGAACCUCUGAGAAGAUGCAAUUCGGAGCACCGAGACCACUCAUACGAGAAUGUGAGAUUCAAGACGUCCAGGUCUGUUGUCGAUUCUGACAGCGAAGCAUCACCCAAGCCUCCCCAGGAGAGCCACUAUGAGAACGUCAGAUUCAGGAGUAAAUCUGGAUCUCGUAGGUCUUCUCGAAAGGACUCUGAGGAGGAGAUUCACAUACCCCGAGUGAGCCCCAGGCGGCGGGACUUUGUUCUUGGGGGAAAAGUUACAAAUUAUGCCGAGAGUUCGAGACGCUCCAGCCACGACAGGACCGACGGUACCUCUUCCCUGGGUGCAGAUGCUGGCAGUGGGAAUAAGUCUUCCUUGAGGUUCAGCAGUCGAAGUUUUGCCAAUAUUUCGGGGAGAGGUGGAAAGGGCCAGCCGGAGCUACAGGCGUGGCAGGGGACCCCCGAGGCAGAUGAGGGCCUCAACACAGACUCUGAACUGGAGGACAUCCAGGAGACAGUGGAAGGGGAGGAGUCUCAGUUCUGCACGCUACCUCGUCCAGGAAAGGGGAACGCCUCGUUUACAAUAUUGACAACGAGAUUCUUCAAGGGGCCCGGGUAUAAGGGCUUGGGCUUCAGCAUCGUCGGGGGCACAGAUAGCCCUAAAGGAAAUAUGGGAAUUUACGUUAAAACUGUAUUUCCAAAUGGCCAGGCGGCCGAUCUGGGGACUCUCAAAGAGGGCGAUGAAAUAUUAUCCAUCAACUCUAAGCCUCUUCAUGGUAUGACGCACGCUCAAGCCAUCGCCGAGUUCAAGGUCAUCAAGAGUGGAGAUGUGGUGCUACAUGUUGGCAGGCGUGUGCCGAAACGGAAGAAGGAGAGUGUGGGUAAGAGCUGUCGCAAGUCCUGAUGAGUUGGGAUGGCCGAAAUACCUGUCGCAAGUCCUGAUGAGCCUGGGAGACUUUUUCAUUCCUGAAUGCAUUACUCUAGAGUAGAUUGUGGUAGAUUUAACGUGAUCCAAAUAACUGAACGAUUAUUAAUCUCUAGCCACCUUUCCAAAGAUGAAAAUCAAAAUAACAGAUCGAUAUUUUUAAUAUGAGAUGAUUAUUGGGGGUAUAUUGUCCACGAUUUUCAAGGGGAAUUUAUUUGUAGUCUCUAGUCGAAUUGUUGAUGCGAAAUUUUUUUACCGGAGCAUAACGAACAAUUUUUUUAUCUCCAGGGUGGAUUCAAUGCUGCAUUGAUCACCUUGGCGCAAUAUUUUAUAUAAUGCGAAUUUACACAGAUGCGUUUAGUUUCGAACAGGGGUGCCAGGAUUUUUUAAAUGGCUGUUGGGGUGAGUGGAGGGUUCUGUGCAAGGGGUAAUCAGCCUUUUUUUCUUUUCAUAUUAAUGAGACCUGAGAAUUCUUCAUUGAUAAUUUAAAUAAAAAUUUUAGAUUCAAUUUGAAGGAAAAUAUUUCAUAAUUAAUUUGAUUGUUAUGAUCAUAAUUAAUAUUAAUUCAAUAAGAAUGUUUACGCGUAAUGAUCAUCUGUUCAGCGAAUUGUUUUUUUUUUUUCAUUCUAUAAAAUUAUAAUUAAAAUGUUGAUAAUAAGAGUGGCUUCUUGAAAUUUCCCUGUUUUUGAAAAUAUGAAAAAUAAUAUUUAUAUCUUAGAAUUGGCUAGAGUGAUUGCCCCUCCAAAUCCUUCACCGCAUAUACAAAGCAAAAGGCAUAUAAUUAUUGCUUUAAUUCUGAAAAAUAUGUCUUCCAGAACAAUUGAACAAAAAAAGUGUUUAUUAACGAUUCCUAAAGUUAACCGAGUACUUUCUUUCUCCCAUACCAUAAAAAAGAGAAAUGUGAAAAAAAAUCCACCAAGUCUCGAGUUGAAAAUAUAUCACGAUACCAUUAUGUUGAAUAAAUACAGACGUAUCUAUACCAUUUUAUAUUAUAAUUAUUAAUAUUAAAAUUCAUUACAUUAAAACAUACCAAUGUCUAAUGAUAUAAGCGUACGAUUUUGCCUAGGAGCAAUUUUUCUACGUGAAGAAUGUUUUUUUUUUAUUUCUUUAUAAAUAAAAUUUAUGUAACACUUGUAUAUAAUCGCAAGCAUAGCAGUGAAAGAGCAAAAAUCACUUGGAUCCUCGAGUCUUCUUCGUCGAUGUGAAUUUUUUCGUGCUUUAUCAUUACAAAAAAUGCCUUCGAGGGGAGAAAAUUGUUGUGAAAAUGGUAAAGAGUGAUUUUGUUAAAUAGUUGAAUAGAGGAAAUAUAAAUAAAAAUAAUAAUUGAUUAGAUUUCA
Molecule: messenger RNA, 4142 nt
Organism: Diachasmimorpha longicaudata
Lineage: Eukaryota; Metazoa; Arthropoda; Insecta; Hymenoptera; Braconidae
Exons: 5
Coding region: 700-2784 (694 amino acids)
Molecular function (GO): protein binding
Source: RefSeq, a predicted model, not a curated record